UAACACCUCACAAUAAGAUUCAGCUGUUUAGUGGGGACCAGCCACCAGCCAAAGCAUAUAAAAAAACCACACAAAAGUCUAAAGAGAAGUGAACAUUCGAAAACUCCUAGACAAAUCAGAAAGUUGAAAACAACAAAUCUUAGGAAAGUGUGAUUAUAAUGGCGGAUUCCUCAAAGACUCUGAUCAAGCUCCUGUCUUGUUUCUUUGUUUUAGUCUUCAUGCCAACCGUCCUAAUAAUAAAACCUCCUCAUAAAUGCCAGUCUCUUCUAAUCUAUUCUCUCUUUACUGCAUUCUCUCUGUCUAAUAUGGGUUCUCCAAGAGCUUUUGCUAGCCAGCAACAGGAAACAUUCACCCGUAAACGUGAGAGUCCAUUUUACAAGGGUCUGUUAAAACAUGAUCAGAAUUUUACCUUCGAUUUUCCUACAAGUACUGGCAACCAGAACGUUUCCCGGUCAGACAUUGGUCAUAGAAGACUUAAAAAUUUUGAUUAUGGAAAUGAGACGUCCAUGGAAUCCUCAUUCGAAGAUUCACUGACAAAUACCAAUUUUGAGCCUUUUCAACAAACUACUUUUGAGAAGUCAACAAAAGUUUCCAAAACAACUCCAGCUGUGUUUGCAAGAGCUAGAUCGGAUUCAGAUUACAGUUUUAGAAGUUUACAAGAUUCCAUAAAUGAGCUUGGUGCUUUAACACUUGAGAAAUAUGAAGGUCAUCCAACCUUUCAUGGUUCCUCAAAACCAAGUGAAAAAACAUAUCUAGUAAAGAAAAGAAAAGUAGACCUAUCAAGUGUUCCACUUCCUCAAUCUGCAGCAUCAUUUUACAAUGGAAUCUCACCAAACAUGGAAGUUGUCGAACAGUGUGAAACUGCUAAGAGACUUAAUUUAUAUCUAAGAGCAAGAAAGGAUGAAGUCAAUGCUGGUGUACCUGGAAGAUUCUUGCAUGCUGUAAUUGGCCAAGAUGUCCCUGAUGUUGGUUCUGUUGCUUCCACCAUCGCUUAUGCCUUCUACCUCAAUGAAACACAUAAAAUGGACAAAUACUGCACUGUGCCAGUCAUCAACAUGAAGAGGGAAGAAUUAAGCGCUCAUGUUGAAAUUAAAUGGUUGUUUGAGUCAUGCCAAUUGGACCAUACAUCCUUAAUUUUUAUCGAUGAGGUUGAUCUGUUCUAUUAUGAUCUGUUUGGGAGCCUUAAGCUAGUUUUGUUAAAUGGUCAAAACCUGCCUGCUAAACAAGAGGCACUGAAGGAUGCAAUAGUUGAAAUUUUAACUAGCCAAAAGGGUGAAUCGGCAUAUCCUGGGGUUAAAAUUGUUACUGAAACUGAGGACUGCUCAUGCUGCACAAUUGUUGCCGAGAAGUUUGCACUGACUUCACCAGAAACGUUGGUUGGGAAAGGAUUCAGUAGACUAUUGUUAGCUGGAAUCCUGUCAGACACUGAGGACCUAACCAAACCUCUUUGUUCCUCCAAAGAUAAGUACAUGGCUACACUUCUAAUCCAUGGUGCAGGUCGCCUGGGGUACAGUGGCCUUUAUCAAUUAUUGAAAUACAAGAAGCAUGAUGUAUCAGAGCUUAAAGUGGUUGACAUAUUGCGCAAAGAUUUCAAGAGAUGGACAAGAGUAGGUAUACAAGACAGUUCUGGUUCAAGAUUGUCUAACAACGGGAUGAGUUCUAUUGGAAUUUCUAUUGGACAACUUCUCUCUCACGAGAGUGCUGCAUCACAACAAAUUAAGUACUUUCAGCGGUUGGAGAAACUUAGGCUUCUCAUGAUUGUCUCUGGAUAUUACGAUUCGAAUAAAAACUUCAAGAGGGAGAUUCUAGUCUCUACCGAGUCUGUUGAGCUGAUGAAGACUCUGCUCGUGUUCUUUAACUCAAAUGCGGCACAUUUUCCUCUCAAAGAUCUCCAUCGACCAGGUCUUAUGAAGGAGAUGAGAGCAUUCGAAAUCGACAAGGUUAUAUCGAGAAAGACAAUUGAACGCCUCCUAGGUGAUUUCGGGGGGAAUUCAAAAGGGCAGCCAGGGUUGUGAUCAAGUAUGCUAAACCUGGAGAGUAAGGUUUGUCAUUAAGUUUGGAGAUGUAUGUAUGACACAGACAUAAUGAAAAAUGAAGAAUACAAUAUAGCUCACUCUGGUUAAUUUCAUGUGUUGAAAGGUACAUUCAAAUUAGAAUUAUAUGAGAACUUUUAUAGUUUUCAUGUUUUUAAAGUUAUACGAUUCGAUACCAAAGCCAAUUUAUGAUC
Molecule: messenger RNA, 2227 nt
Organism: Humulus lupulus (European hop)
Lineage: Eukaryota; Viridiplantae; Streptophyta; Magnoliopsida; Rosales; Cannabaceae
Exons: 13
Coding region: 159-2015 (618 amino acids)
Cellular component (GO): cytoplasm
Molecular function (GO): exopolyphosphatase activity
Source: RefSeq, a predicted model, not a curated record